This is a messenger RNA of Owenia fusiformis, 617 nucleotides long. The record is from the annotation of a GenBank genome assembly. NCBI's taxonomy places the organism in Eukaryota, Metazoa, Annelida, Polychaeta, Sabellida, Oweniidae.
CAUGUAGAGGGACGUCUGAUGUCGUUUUUGUGAUUGAUUCAUCUGGUAGUGUUGGAGAAGAAAACUAUAAAUUCAUUAGGGAUUUCAUUGUGAAUAUAGCAUUUACACUAGACAUCAGUUCGAAUCAGACCAGAGUGGCUGCAAUUAUAUUCCAUAAUGAGGCUGAAGUAAUAUUCCAUUUGAAUAGAUACACAAAUCGAGAAGAUGUAAUUUCUGCUCUGCGUAACCUACCUUAUAACGCAGGGUCCACUGCCACAAAAGAGGGUCUAGAAAGUCUAAUGAGUGACAUGUUCCAAGAGGCAAAUGGUGAUAGAAGUAACGUUCCAGAUAUUGCUAUAGUGGUUACCGAUGGAGCUGCAAAAACUGGGAAUCCGAUACCAGCAGCAAACGCAGCUAAAGCUGCCGGUGUUGAAAUGUUUGCUAUUGGAAUAAAAACAGCGGAACUUAACAUAGAGGAAGUAAAUGGCAUAGCUAGCGAACCAACAGACAUUUAUGCAUCAGUUGUUGACGAUUUCUCAGGUUUAUCAACGAUAGCAGAAACCAUUGCUGAGAAGUCAUGCAUCCAAACAAUAAGUAUGUCAACAACAUAUAGUAAAUAUUUAACACGUUUCUUAUCC